AUGGGGUCGGGGGUGAGUUCGAAGGGUACCCGGGCGACUGUACACGCAGUUGUGGGUACUGUCAGAUUGAAAAAGAAUACGCCUUCUCGUAAGUCUUCAGCGUCAGACGAAGGACAGACUACUCAGGCUGGGGGUUCCAAUGAUAUGGAGGUCGAAGGAAGGUAUUGCUGCAAAAGUAACUCUACUUUACUCUUACUUUUGACUUUUCAUAAUUUAAUUUGGUGAUUGAAUAUUGAACCCGGCAACGAAACUUCUCAAUCAAAAUCAAAUUAACUUUUUUCAUCUAAGGCCAAGUUCAAACGCCGCAUGGCUGAUAUUACCAUUACUGCACAAAAUCAAAGGUUACUCUCAGUUAUUUACAGAAAUGAUCAAGAUCCAAGUUAUCACAAAUGUAAAGUACAAAAGAUAGAUAUAACUGAGUCACUUCAAAUGAAUAGAAAUAAUAGACUUCACCGAAAAAACUCAAAUUUUUACUUACUGAGUCUUGGUAAUUAGACACUGGAGCUUAAAUUGUCAAGAGUCCAUUAGUCGUAAUUUUGUGUCUGAGAUUAUCUACUGAGUGAAGGGAAUUGACUUAAGGUGUUUGCACAACAACAAUUACAAAUCAAAAACCAACAAAUAACCAAAUUAAACUAAAAGCAUAUUUGAAAAAUGUAUCUUUUUAUGAACUCUCAAUAAGUCUCUCUCUCUAAACUCUCACUCAUUUUGCUCGUUUCCUAUGAGCAGCAAACAAAGGUCUUCCUCUUCAAACUUUCUUUGGCAGCUUUAAGAUUAACCCUUUAACUCUCAUAAGUGACCAAGAUAAAAUUUCUCCUUACAAUAUCUAUACAAUAUCAACCAGAUAAGUAAUGAGAAUAAAGAAAAAGAUCACUUUGGGGAUAAUUAGUUGAUCCAAUACUAAAUUCUCUGAACUAACAUUAUAAGAAUUGUAUAGUUGACAGUAAGGAGAAUUACAAAUUUAAUCUGGGAGUUAAAGGGUUAAUAAUCUUACAACUGUGAUUCAAGUCCUUCAUUGAAUUUUCUUAACCCUUUAACACCUGAGAUCUGAUUACUAAUUCUCCCCUCCCGGUGCUACACAUUUCCUUGUAAAUAUUUGCAAUCAUUUGGUAUUAGAUCAAGAUAACAACUUCUACCUGAUAUGUUUAUGUAUUCUCAUUACCUGUUUGCUGGAUAUUAUAGGGAGACAUUACAUGUCAAUCACUUUUGGGAAUUAAAGGUUAAAGAGACAAUAUAAUCAUUCUGUGUUACAGGCAAUUGAAAAGUAACAAGAAGUCUGUUUCUCAGACUUCAUCUACCACCACAAAAGAAUCUUCUAAAAAAGGAAAAGAGAAAGCAAAACCCAGUGAGUCAAAAAAUUCUUCUCCAAAACCUGUUAAGCCAGAAAAAUCUGGUGAUAAAGGCAAAGCAGCUGUAAAUAAAGUCACAAAAACUUCAGAGUCAAAGAAACCAGCAUCAAAAACUGUGCCACCGAAGAAAGCUACAAAUGGUAAUGACCGACAAAAUGUUGCUCGUAAAAGUGUCCAGCUCUCAACUGGGUAAGUUUGAAUCAUAUAAUGUGAUUUAUUUUGCAUGUAUGUUACCGCAGUUUAAAUAAGGUACAUGUAUGUCAUGUCAUUUUGCAGUCAAUAGUUGAGUUUUGUACAAAAGCCAUUUUUGAUUUGUUAACAGGCCUCUGGUAAGAGGUUAUUUUUGCAGUCAAAACAGGCUUAAGUAUCCAGUUCCUUUUAUGAGGAUGUGGCUCAUUUAGAGCAGUUACUAGACUUUGUAAAGAGGUAAACCAGUUUUACUAUGAAUGUAACAAAUUUUCGUAAAGUAAUCAUAGUAGUCAGUGGAUAUGUUUUUGUUUUUCUAGAUCUGAUUUAGGUCAAAGGGUUGAGAGAGUUUUGAGAGGUUUCAUAGAAGAAAACUGCCCUCUGAAUUCAAGGACUGUUCGUAUCUUCCUUAGCUCCACAUUCACUGGUAAGGAAUGGCACUUAACAUUACUUAGCUAAAAGGGAGAUGACUUGAACCAAAUGAGGGAGGAACACACUUCCUUUUAUAUGGUGUGUAGGCUGUAUGGUAUGUUGGAGAUACAGAGUGAUUAUUAAGGUACCGCUAAUGUUUAGUCCAUCUUGUGUUCCUGUGUUGUAUUACAUUAUAAAGAUAAACUAUGUUCAUUGUUUUCUAACUUGUAGACACAGAACAUGAGCGUAAUGCUCUCAUGGAGCAUGUGUAUCCAAAACUGAGACAAUUUUGUGAGAAGAGAGGCUAUGAAUUCCAGGUGAAUCUCAGCUGAACAGUAAUUAAUUACUGUAUUAAAGAUCUUUUAUUAGUUGCUGGAUUCCAUGUAACCAUUUACCAGCCUCAGAGUUGUGGGUAGAAUUCUAAAAUUGAGUAUUUUCUAGAUCAUAGAGCAUAUUCUUUGUUGUAUGUUAUUAAUAACUCAUCCUCAGACUCUGUUACUGAUCAAAACCAAUCUGUCAGUGAAGGGUUUUCAUUUAUAAGAAAUAUCAUGUGAGGGGUAAAAUGUAAUGAAAAAAUAACUGUAGAACAUAAUCCAAGUGUUGGUGAAAAACAGUAGUUUGUAAUUUUUACAAGAGAAAUCUGUGUUGUAGGAAGAGAAUUCUCUGAUCUCCUGAAUGCUUACCAAACAGCCUAAAUGAAAAUAACAUAUGCACUUAAGUUAGACUUCCAUGUCAUGAAUUAUCCAUGCAUAUGUCAGUAUUUGGUUGAUAUUGAAGUUGGUCGCUGUUAGAUGAAGGGUGAGAGAAACUGGAUCAGUAGUCAGUUGAUGUCAGAGAAAUGUUCUUAGCCUUUGGCUAUCAAGGCAUCAGGACUGACAUUGACCAACCAUCAGUCAAUUAAACAGACUUUUUAGUGACAGAUACCCCUCACUACCAGUAAAGGGCAUGAUCUAAUAAAAUGAUUCUUAAUAUGCGAUACUUCUUAUAACAAAUUAAGCACCAAUCUCAUGACUUUUUUGGUUUUUUGUUUUUUUUUUAACUUCAGGUUGUAGACAUGCGCUGGGGAGUACGAGAUGAUGCUACAGAUGCGCACAUGACAACUGAGCUGUGUUUACGGGAAAUCAAAGCCUGUCAAGAAAUCUCUGUAGGACCAAAUUUUGUGGUGAGUAUUUGGAUUGAUCGAAAACUCAUUUUCCUUUCUUUAGAGGUUAAUCAAGAGACCUCUAUUAUAUGCUUUGAAUUAAUUAAUACCUCUUACAUUUAGUAACUGAUUGUCAUUUGAUUUCCACAUAAAAAUAUUCACUGCUAUAACAACAACAACAACAAAAUUUAAUUACCUAGUUAGGAAUCAAAAUACUUAAUUAUCUAACGAUCCCUACCUGCAAAAUAGCAAGGCUAAUUGAGACUGGAGGGAAAUAAACAUUACAACAAAUUCUUCAAUAAAAAGUUUGCCUGAACUAAGGAAAUGACUUAGGGUGUAUUUAAUUUAUACUUUACAAGUGAUUUCUAUUUUGUGGACUUUUCUUUUAACAGACUUUGCUGUCAGAAAAGUAUGGUUAUCGACCCUUAAUGCCAUCAAUUACUGCUCAGGAGUUUGAGUUGAUUCUCAGUAAAGGCUCGGAAAACAAAAUACAUGAACUUCUAACCAAGUAAGAAAGGAACCAGUGGAGAAGGCAGGGAGGCUUAUUUAAUUUAUGCUAGUCCUAGCAGAUAUGAGGUUUUUUUUUUUUUGUAUGACAGCAUUUAAUGUAUAUUUAGAGAAGGCCCUUUUGUGUACACAGGUGGUAAUUCAAGGAUUUACCCUGAUGGGUAAAUGUCCUAAAUUCAUCCAACAGGCUAAAUACUCACAAGGCACUUAAUUUGAUGGCUUUUAUAUCUUUUGGUCAUACAAGUCUGAUAUCAACAGGUUUUUUUUAUGAUUGUAGGUGGUACAAGAUGGAUGAAAACUGUUUUCCUGUAUCAUACAUUCUCCAGCCAGUAACAACUUGGAUACCAAACUUCCUCAAUGAUAGCUGUGAUCUGUCUCAGAAGGAAGAAGCACAAAGAAAGUGGGAGAGUGAAUAUAACAUGAUGAAAGAAUUUCUCCAGCAAGCUGCCAAGGAAGUGUUAAAUGAUGAGGAUAUCUGGCAGAAAUAUGUCAUAUCAGGUAAAUUGAUUCAAAGCAUGCAAUUUUUAUGUUGCAGCUGAAUUUUUAUCUUAGGGAAAAGCUUAUUAAAUUUCUCUGUCUUUCAGCCAUGACUUUAAAUUUUUACCAGCAUUAUGAAACAGAUGAAAUUAUUCAGUUUUUUUCAAAUGUUUAGUUAUUGUCUUUGAGAAUGUUGUAUCACUUUUUAGUUUCUGAGGUGGAAAUUAAACAGGGACUCCUACAAGUUGAAAACCCAAAACGAUCUUGUGUCUGGUUUCACCGUGCAAUCAAUGGUCUGGACUCUGAUUCAGACAACCCAGAAGCGUUGAAAUACACUGAUCAUUGUCCAGGUGGAAUUUGUCUUAAUGAUGGUGCCCAUCCCCAGGCUCUUCUACACAACUUGAAAAAUGAGAAAAUGAAGCAAGCUGUGGAUACUGAAAAUACUUUCACCUACGAUGUUACCUGGACACCAAAUGGUGAGAAUUUUUAAAAUUAUUAUUUAUUCUGUGUAGUAUUAUUGAUCUGAUAAAUGUAUUAUGUGUGGAUUUACAUUUGGGCUUUAUUAAAUGAAAAAUAUGAUGCACAUAGAAUUAUUAAAAUUCACAUUUUUUUCAUUACUCUUGAUUUCUUGGUUUGGAACUUUGUGAAAUUAAGUACAACUUCCCUGUUAUAUUCGCCAAACUUUUCAUGUCCUAAUGAUGGUCAUAGUUACACUGUAGUUUGAUAUCUAAGCAGCUGUCACGGCCAGUGAAGGUAAGUGAAGUAUGAAUCCCUUUCAUUAGACCUGUAGGUUUUAUUACUAUGCCAUGCAAGAAUUUCAUAUUGCUAAUUACCUUUACUGAUUUAAUUUUUUAAAACCCAUGUCAAGAAAAGUAAGUUUCUGCAAAAAGAAAUUCUGUGUUGUCUGAAUCAGUUUCCCCCCCCCCCCCAUAUGAAAAAUGGGGCAACUGUCCCAUAUCCCAGUUUUACCAGCAAUGAGGCAGCCUCUCCCCACCCCCCUGCCACUCAAUGGGAUUUUUCAUGUACAUGUAGUUCAUCACAUGACUAACAAAAUCAGUUGUUUUUAUCUUAAGGUAUUGAUCCCAGUAUUGAUGAACACAAGAAAUAUCUUGAUCAGUUUUGUGAAGACUUUGAGAACAAGAUAAAGGACAUGAUAUCAGCGGGUAUUUCUGAGCACAAAGAGGCUGAAAAAGACAAUUUACUGUACUCUGAAGUGGUGCAGCACACUCUGUUCUGUAAGAGAAAACUUCAAGUUGUUUAUGGAAGAAAGUCAACCGUUGGGGUAAAAACAUUGGAAUUACUAGUCAAGAAUCAAUGAUCCUACUGUAGAAGCUCGCCAGCUAAAACUUGGUUAACUCAAACUUCCUGUUGACUCAAAUAAAAUCAGAUUUCCCCUGGAUUUGGCCCUUUUUUUUAGUCAUUUACCAGCUUAAGUUGUUGUAACUAACAUUUUCGCCAUAUUACCGUCAUCAUCUUCCUUUACCACUGUCACGGUCCUCAUUACUCUAAUGAUUGGCAUAUGAUUAACCUCAAAGGGUUUUUGCACAUUCAUGGCUCACUUAAAGCCCACCACAAUAAGGUUUCCAUGCUGUUUACACAGAGGCAGACAUGUGGUAACUUCAAUUCAUUAACCUAUAGGAAAUUGAAGAUUAUGUCAGGAGUCCAAGUAGGUACCCCCUGGUGAUUCAUGGAAAGUCUGGUUGUGGCAAAACGUCCGUUAUUGCCAUGGCAGCCAAGUCCAUAAGUGAACUGUUGGAUCAGAAAGGUUGUAUAUGUCUCAGGUAAUAAAAAAAUUUUUACGUUCAUAUUAAGUACUUCCCUAACAAACACUGAAAUGACCACUGUAACAGAACUUGUUCUCAUUUGGGCUUUUUGGUUUGUUUCACAAUGAAAUUGUGACAGGGGAACGCACACUUUCCACUUUCAAGCUGAAGACUUGGUUUAGCCUAUACUAAUACAAUGGAUAGCGUUGAAGACGCGCUCUUAUUGGCUACUCAGACUCUGAAUAUCCUUUGUUCUUCACCCCCAUGCAACGCGCGCGGGAUUUGCGGCCGAAAAUAUUGUACUCUUUGCAGGAAUAAAUGAGUUAAAAUUCUCUUUUUGCGAAAGAAAGCAUCCAUUCACCUUCACUUAAGUGAAUAGUUGUUAAUUUUUUGAGAAAAAUUUCUCUUUCUGGCUUCACCGCUUUUCCUUCACCAAUAAUCUAAACUUCAGAAAAAAUUACAGGGAAUCUUCAUUUAUUGUUGACUAAUUAAUAGUGUUUUCCUGAAAGUAAAUUACUGACUCAUUGGUAGUUUGCAAGAUAAUUUAUUUUAAUUAUCUCGUGUUGAUAUUUUCAUUAUUAUUAUUAUUAAUAUUAUAUCUAUUGUUGUUAUCGUUAUUAUUUUGUGUCUAUUACACAUUGAUCCUUCACUUGUGAAACAGUUAAAGUUAUAAGGUAAAAGUUUAAUAUUUAUCAAUUUGAAGGUUUCUUGGCACAACACCCAAAAGUUCCACCAUCCUCCGUGUACUGAAGUCGAUCAUGCAACAGAUCAAACACGUCUACGGGCUGACAACGAAAAUUCCUCGUGUGAGUAUCAAGCGCUUCGGGGGAAUACUUCAGAUCCAAAGAUAUUCAUGUUCAUUUGAUAUAGCCAGUAGGCAGGCCUACAUAAACGCUUCAGCGCGAAGGUUUCUUCGCCGGCGAGAAAGGAUUGAGGUCUUGAUCUACACGAGCUGGCGAGAGGUCUGGAAAGGAUUUGGUACUGAUAAUUAUUAGUGUCAGACCCCAGGCAAUCCUCUCCGCGACUCUUCUCAAAUCUUUCUACGAGCGGAGAAAUGCGUGUCCUGCGGUAGCUUACGUGUAGCUGUACCCCCCCCCCCCCGGCCUGGUGACAGAGUGCACUUGGUCCGCCCCUAAAAACGGUUAAGCAGAGUAAACUUUCCGCCCCCAAAGAAAAAAAUUUCUGUUGACUUUAAGCAAUAAACCUGAAUUAUAUGGGUAUACAGGCAAAUGUGCGAUAGAUUUUUGACCAAUCAGAGGGCUCGUUGAUUCUAGAUUAUGUGAAAAUAUACAGAUUUUAUUUUGAGCCCUUGUCGUGUUCUUGGACAUAACUUUGGAUAGUAUCUGUAUUUUUGCCGUUAAACUCGGCAUCUAAUUUAGAUUUCAUCGCCACCAAAACUCUCAACUCGUAUUGAGGGUCCUUCUCCUCUCCUUGAAAAUAUGAUCCUGUCCAUGGCUUCCCUUCAAAAUAAUAAUAUUUUUAAUACCAAUUCGUGAAAUUUGAACCCGGAAAAUGCUUUGAUUGUCCCUCUCUCGUUAAAGCUGGUGAAAUUCUUAACAAGAUCUCAUUUCUGACUGCAUUGAUUCCAUUUUUAUCGUAAUUUUUUUUUUAUUUCAGUCGUCCAAGGGAGUGUUUGAUCAGUUCCCAAAUUUUUUGUCCAGCGCUACAAAAGAUAACCCAUUGAUAAUCAUCUUGGAUUCUUUGGAUCAACUUUCUCCACUGCAUGGUGCUUGGAAAUUAAUUUGGUUUCCAAGGCAACUACCUCUACAUGUAAAGUUUAUAGUAUCUACUCUUCCUGAUCAAGAAUACAAAUGUUUUCCAAUUCUUAAGGUGAGUUUAUCCGGAAAUUGAAGUAUUAUACGGACCCCAAACUAAAACAUAUAUCAAAUUAUUGAUACACAUUUUAAGCAAGCCAGUAGGAGUAAAUCAAAAGAGAGCAAGAAUCCAGAAUCGAGAGGCAGUUAUUGAUCUGAACAACUUGUAAUCGAGUGUUAAAAGGAAUCCUGAAAUGAUUUGAGAUUUAUUUGGCUUUGCUUUACUUCGCUUUAUGUUGGGUCGCGGAAAAUCGCGUUAAUCCCGUACUUCCGAAUGAGAAUCUUGUUCUGAUCGACAAUUGUGAUUUGUGAUUUUUUUUCCCGAAAUUGGCGCAAUCAUGCGCUAAUUUUCCUGAACUUCUGUCCAGCUUGUUCAUUUAUCAUUUUUAUAUCUCAGGCUCUCUUCAAACAUCCAAAAUGUUUCGUGUCGGUCCCUGAACUGUCUUCAGAUGACGUGAGUGACAUAUUGACCAACUGGCUGAAGUCUGAAAACAGGACCCUCCAGGACCGUCAGUUGCAGGUGCUCAAAGAAGCCUUCAAAAAGUGUCCCCUUCCUUUGUUUCUAAAGAUCUCGUAUGAUGAGACCAGACUUUGGAGAUCAUAUUCCACUAUCAGUGAAACCUGUUUAGAAACGACCAUACGAAAGGCUAUUGACAAGCUCUUGGAAAGAGUCGAAAUAAGCCAUGGUGAGGUUCUUGUACGACGCGCUCUUGGAUAUAUUACAGCAGGUAACUUUAAUAUAAUUCCGUAGAUUAUCUUGGGUAGAUUAUCUUGAAAUUUUCCGGCAAAGAUGAAAAAUCAUUACAGGAGUUAGGAUGGAAAGGCGAGUUUUUGGUGGUAAACAGCGGACUAUGGGAAGACAUCGAUGACAGGCCCACAAGUCGAGAAAACGGAUGGAAAUCCAUACUAAAGGCAUGUCUGCAUAGCAGACAUUCAAACACUAGUGGCUCCUUGCGUUGCAUUCUCUGGUGAAAAGUCGUGAGAAAUUGGUUUUGUUUUGUGCUUUAGAGCGCAUAUUUACGGAGUGGCUCAAAGAGCAAAGAAAUCACGGCGGCCAUUCAGAGCAAAGGACAGUAACUCAAGGAGCCAAUCACAGACCUUCGUCGAGCGAAACCGGUGCAAUGGAUUAGUUAGGACGGUGAAGUGUACACUGUCUAUUUGUUUAUUCUUUACUUCUUUGCGUAAUAAGAUUAUUAUCUCCCUUUAUAUCCAGCUUCUCUUGGUCUCACUACAAACGAACUCGAGGAUAUCCUGUCUUGUGAUGAAGACCUACUCCAUGACGUUUUUCAGUACUGGACCCCACCGAUCAGGCGUCUCCCCCCCUUGCUGUGGGUCAGAAUAAGGGCGGAUCUCUCCUCUUACUUAGUGGACAGGGGGGCGGAUGGAACUCAGGUUACGUGUUGGUAUCACUGUCAGUUUAUUCAGGCUGCGGAAGACAGAUACUUGUCAGAUGCAGUGGAGAAGAAGCGUUUACACACCCAUAUUGCUGAUUACUUCUUGGGAAGAAAUUACGUUGGUAAGUAACCAUGCUGGGGUAAUUCCUUUUAGAUAAAAGCUGUCGAAGCUUUUUAUAAACCAGCAUAAUUUUGAAAUAAAGAAAAAGUGCCCUUGCGUUUAGAUUCUAGCAUACAAGUCACGCUUUUGAAGUUUCAGUUCGUAUGCAGAGUAAUUUAACACCAGAGUUAACACCAUUGUGUUAAGCACUAACACACUGCGAAUGUCAUAGUAAAUCAGGGAAACCAAAGGGAGUUACAUUAGGUAACGUGAAACAGCACCUGUUAGGUGGAAACUCCGCGGUUUCUCGUCAAGAAACGUUGUUUUUGUUUACAGAGGAAGACACCAAAGAAACGACCCUGAUUCACGGCAAGCAAGUGCGUUUAGCGAGUAUUUCAGGACAGCCCCUGUUAUUAUCCAAAGGUCGUUACAAUUUAAGAAAACUUCAUGAACUUCCCGUACAACUGAUUCGCAGCCAGAUGCUAGAUGAGCUAAAGAGUGAAGUUCUCUGCAACUUUGAGUGGCUAAGUACCAAGAUAGAAGUGCGCUCAUUGAGGUAGGAAAGGAGAUUAAAAAAAAAACCCUUAAUUUGUUGUAGCCAGCGAGCCUGCCCUCAUCAUUACGCUGCGGGGAGCAUUUCUCCGCCUGCGGGAAGAUUCGGGACGAGUCGGGAAGAGGUUUUUCAGAGGUCUGGCGCUAAUGAUUAAAUAUGUUAGACCAUUCCUAGACCUCUCCCCAGCUCGCCUUCCCCAAGACCUCCGCUCGUGCCGAAGAGCUAUUGACGAGGAACUGCUCGCAAGCUAACUGCGUUGGAGAUAAUAUAUGCGAACCUUGCUAUCACAUCUGCUGCAAUUUUUUUUUUUCACCAGUGAUACAGCAAUAAUUUUUUGUUUGUCAAAUUUAAAGGUCGGUGCUGGAUAAUUUCCAUUCCGCUAUGAACGCUUUCAAUGAUCCAGACAUUGCCGCUGUUGCAGAAACUCUCCAACUCGCACAAGACGCUAUUUUGAGCGACCUCAACCAAUUACCAGCGCAGUUUGUAGGCAGGCUCUACGAGGUAAUGCUCUCAGUGUCCUAUUUGCAGCUGUAAUCAUGGUUUAUUCUGUCUUUCGUUUGCUGUACGAGAAGAUAUCUUUAUAUCCGAAAGAAUAUCUUCAUAAUCCACAACGUUUUACACGCUGAUCUAACGAUUCUUUUGCCUAUUUUUUACAUCAAAGAGCCUGAAUUUCCUUUCCAUUCGCAAUUCGACACGGUAUUGUUGUAUCUCUUAACUUCGCAUGCUUAUUUCUCAAGAGAUUAUUUAACAUAUUCUAAAUCUUUUGAUUUUGAAGCUUUCGUAUUUCCCUUAGGUUCCGUUUCGUUUGUUUAAUUUAGUACAAUUGGCCUCUGUAAGCUUUUCAACACUUAUGUGGGUAUUUUUUGGUUUUGUUUCAGUGUAAAGUGCAGGAUCCAUUUCAUGUUGUUCCAACCAAUCUAUCCCUGGUAAGUGUGUGACUCUAAGCAAAUCAGUGCCUUCAUUGUAAGGUCAGUCACAUAAGUAACUGAAUACUUGUUUUUUUUCUUGGCUUGUCUUUGGUUAUAUUCUUUUCCAAGUAUGUCCCCGGUAACUUUUUUCCCGUGCUCGUCCACGGUAACAUGUUACCCUUGCGUGUCUUUGGUUGGUUACAUGUUUUCCCGCGCAUGUCAGCGCUCAAAUGUUUUUCCGCUCAUGUAAGCGAUUUAUAUCUUUUCCCGUGCAUGUCACUGGUAUGUUGUCCCGCGCAAAUCACUGGUUAUAUGUUUUCCCGCGCUUGUAAUUGGUUGCACGCUUUCAUCAUCAGGUCCUAGCCAAACUAGUCCAGGAUUCUCGCAACCCUCCAGAGCCGGCACUCAUACCGUCCAGAGGUUUCUUAACCCCCCCAGGCGGACAGUUGGUUCACACACUCGUGGUUAACUCCGCUAGUGUGUUGUAUGGAUUGGCGGCAACUAGCAACGGAAAAUACGUUGUCACAGGUAUUUUACUUUCCUUACUCGCUAGCAUUUCGUAGUUUAAAAAUCAACUCCAAUUCUCUUAACAACCCCAUUGGAGACACUAUUUCGCCCUCAUCCUGAAAUUCAGGAGGGGUUGCUUGUUUAACUUAACGUAACUCAUACUAAACAUCUAUUAAACAACGACAAUUCCAUUUUUUUUUUAUUCAGGUUAGUUUUUAAACGUGGACUAUAAAUCCUACUUUUUCUACCAAUCGUUUUUUUUUUUUUUAACUGUAAAUAAGAUCCCAGCUAAUCGUUUUUUUUUUGGUGUAGGCUCACAAGAGGGAGUCGUUAAGGUCUGGGACAAUAACGACGGCUCGUUGUUCCUGACCGUUCCGGAGGCUGGGGAUGAGAUUGGAAUGAUCACGUGUGGUUGUGACGAUGACGUCAUCAUCGUGUCUUCUAAGACUGGAAUUAGUUUGAUCUCGUUUGAAACUGGAGAAAUACUUCAAAGGUGAUAUUUGAUUGCAGUAGUUAUGUUUUUGCCAUGUUAGUCAUAACAUAGCGGUGUUUUCAAUUUUUUACAGUCGAUGGUAAUCCGUGAGUACAUUGGUUUUACUUUAAUUUUCUCUGUCAUUGGUCCAGAAAACAUGCACCACCCUCACAAUAUAAUCAUUGGAUUCAGAAUUCAAACCCUUCACUCCCAGGUCAUUUACCUUUUCCCCCGCUGCGUGCUGUUUCCGUGUUUUUACUUUGAAUUUUUUUUUUUAUCUUUGUGAGAACAGUAUCAAUUGAUCGUCGAAUAACCGAAACCAAAGUGAUCACUACGCCUAAUCAUAACAAAAGAAAACGUUAUCGUUAGCCGUUGAGAACUCAUAGUAAAACAGGCAAACUAUCCGGCAAAAGCGCGGGAAAACGCGCGGGAAAACGCGGGUGUUCUAGCCACGAUUAGUAGUCGAUUUGCGUCUCAAUGGUGGAGAGAAUGGUGCGAGUUUCCUGGACCAAUCAGAGAGCGAGGCAAAGCAAAAACAACUCAAUUGAAAAUUGCUCUAUAAUCCUACGUUAUGAUUAUAUUAACCGACAUCUUACCAACUUAAACUUGUCGCAACUUAUGGACACGCUUUUUGAUCUAAGAUUCAGUUGCUUGUGAUUUUACCAAAGUUAUGGACGUAACAUAACUUGGUUUUUUUCCUUUUCGUGAAUUUGAAUAAUAGAGUGGAAGUCAAAUUCUUUGAGGGUUGUCCUCCGUUUACACUAGCCGGGGAAAAGGGAUCUAAAGUGGUCUUCCUCAAAGAAAAAGGUUUACACGUCAUCUCUGCUUCCUCUGGAAAGUUUUUGCACCAAUUUUCAAGCAUCUUUCCAGUCGGUGGCGCAGGUCAGAACAGUUUACUAACCUCCUGGAACGACACCGUAAUAUGUAACUCAAAAGAAGAUGAAAACUCUUUGAAGGUGAUCGAUACGUCUGACUACAAAAUUCUUCAUGCGAUAAAGGUUUUCAGUGAGAAGGACGAAGAAGAAUUCCUUCAUCUUACCCAAGUAGCAAUGAAAUCUGACAAAGAAGUCCUUGUUGCCAAAAAAAUGAAGAUAGAUUUGUACUCGGUCGACAGUGGUGAGCAUUUGCGAACAUACAAAUGCAAAAUAGACGAUUGGAUUCGAAACUUGUCCCUGGACCCCGCCCAGAAUAUGCUUGUGUUUCCUAAAGAAAAUAAAGUCGCCCUUCUUGAUCUCGAAAGCGGCGAAAGAAAAGAUGUCCUACCCCACCCUAACUUCGUUUCGAGGGUUUUUGCUGUCGGCUAUGACGUCAUUUUAACAUCGGGCGGCGACAAUGUCGUCCGAGUGUGGGACUUGACCCGAGAAGAUGUCCAUCAACAAGUAGAAAAACCCGAGACAGUAUUGAACAUUUAUUCCAUUCCUGGUGAUUCUCGACACCUGGUAACGCUGGGACGAUUAGGGAUUGACAAUUUCUGUGUGACCAUAUGGGAUUUAGCGACCAUGUUACCACUACGCAAAGUAACUGGUAUAACAACGAGUUACCUUCAGAUCAUCAACGACAGAAGAGCUGCUAUUCGCGUCAAAGAAAACGUAGCAAUUGUGGACUUACAUACGUGGAGGGUUGUCAACGUCCUUAAAGGAAAAAUCCCUCCUUAUGAUUUCCUCGGUGUGGACGAUGUCUGUGUUGUGAACGAUCACACUGAAAUCCUUACCUACUCACACGAUCGUAAACAUUUGACGCUAUACGACAUCGAAACGGGAGACCAAGUGGCCAUGUUAAAAUCAGGCCAUGAUAUCCGUUCAUUUCUGGUGAACUCAGAAGGAACAGUCGUCGUAUGGGAUGCACCCAAGCCGGCCGACCAAUUGCACGUGUGGGACUUGGAGACUAGAGAGCAAAUUUUUGUUAUCAAGAGGGAGGGGUGUGAGAGACUAACACUGACACACGCUGGCUUUACACCGGACGGUGACUAUUUUGUGUCCAGUGCGAAGAAAGGGAAAAAAGAGAGCUAUAUCCGGGUUUCGGCGGUGUGGGAUGUGAGGAAAAGUGAGUAUGACUAGGUACUUUUCUUUUCCUCACGAUAAUUUAUCACAUGGUUUAGAUAACCGACUUGCUAUAAACGUGCACGGGACGAUGCCUCAGGACCUGCUAAAGCGUUUCGAAGUGCUCAAGAAAUGCAGAAACAAAUUUGACUGUUUAGUGUACGAAAUGCUUUUUAUAAGAGCUUUAAAGCCAAAUCUCAACGUGCAAUCAGACUCCAUUCGGGCGAGUGUAUAUUAUGUUAAUUUUUCGCGCCAAAAUCGCUUUAAAUGCUGUAAUUUGCAUUAUCUUAUAUAUUUUUACCUUGAUAAUGGAGUCAUGACUACUCCGAAACGUCGGAUUGUAUCGUUCGUUUUUACCGUUUUAUGUUUAAACAUAAAAGUGUGUUUUAAAAUUUCAGAGGAGUUACUGCACGAUUUGCGUUACCCAAAUGAUACAGACACAAUCUCUCUGACAAUUUUGGACAACACCCGAGUGAUAACAGCACACAAAGAUUUGAACAUUGUUUGUUGGGAUAUCGAGGAAGGUAAGCUCUCUUGUCAUGGGGCAUGAAUUCGAGUAUCAUAGAAUAUCUCUCGACUUAGUCCAUGGGCUUCCCCGGCCGCGUAAACCUGGGCCCUGUUGUAAGCUGCAACAUCACUGAUAGACUCUCCCCUGACUUCCGCGGGUAGUAUUUAUUGAGUUCAUGUGUCAUCUUUUAAUCCUGCCAUUUAUCUCUCUAUUAAAUAACUUUUUGCUUGUUUUUCUCGCAAUCUAGGAACCCCUAUCCAUAUUCUUCCCAGCAACCAUUUCAGCAAUUUGCGAAUUAACAUCAUGGCUUCCAAAGGAGACAUCGUGGUUUCUUAUGACAAAAAGACGCUGAUCAUGUGGGACAUGAGAGCGGGCGCACAGAAGGCGACAUUCACCGCAGAUAAGGUAAGACGUGCUCCCACUGAGGUGCAAAAAAUGCUGUUAUUUAGUCGUUCCCAGUAAUCUACGUUCUUUUAAAUAUCAACGACGGAAGUGCUCGAGAGAUGCGCAGGGCAAAAUGGGAGAAACCAAGUUUCUUCUUUCUCUCCUCUACCUACCCAUCGUUCCCUCCUUCGUGGUAGUGCUCGUCUCUUGUGGCCCCGCCGGGGUCGCGAGAGACUAGCCGACUAGACUAGCCGGUGGCCGUGUCUGAAAAGGAAGAGACGACGACGACGAAGACGAGUUAGACGCAAUGAAGUUGAUUUGCUUCUCAUGUAUUCAGAAGGCAGUUAUGUCUGAUACUGAGGAAUGAUGCGUUCUUUUGAGCUCAAAUUUGAGGUCAGCUAAAAACUUUACCAGUUUUGAGUCUAAUUGUAAGCUGUAUUCCUUAGAAAGCACUUUGCGAGGUGUUGAAAGACCCGAAAACGCUUUCAACCUCUAUGCAUGUGGACAAUUCCUUUUCCUCAAUUUUGCAGGUGACAGCAAUUCAUCCCGUGGGAGAGGGUCAGUGUAUUGCGCUUGGCUAUGAAAGCGUAUUGCCAUUAGUGCUUCUUACUCUCCAAGGAGGAGACGUAAAGCCGUACGAAUUUCCCACGGAGGGUACCAAGGCCAUCGCUGGAACAGGUAUGGUACAAAUAUAACGUUUUUGAGAUUUUCACCGGUCUUGUUUAACUUUUAGGUUUUCAAAGAAAGAUAUUUUUCGUCUUUUCACGAGCGUGGAACAAAGAAAAAAUUGUGAUUCCCCAUGAGGAAUCGAACCCCAGACCUUCGGAUUCCGCGCUCCGACGCUCUAACCACGAGCCACAGAGACUCCAAGCUGAGCGAGUUCUAUAUGACACGCGUCCUGCAUACUGCGAGGAUCAGCAAUGUCGAUAGCGUAAUAUUUGUAGAUGGAAAUAAGAGAGAUAACUUCGUUAUAGACCUCGCUCACCGUGGGGUCUCUGUGGCUCAGUAGUGGAGCGUCGGAGCGCGGAAUUCGAAGGUCUGAGGUUCGAUCCCUCAUGGGGACUCAGAAUUUUUUCUUUGUCCCACGCUCGUGACAAGACGAAAUGCAUCUCUCUUUAUUUCUUUACCGAGCUCAAAACUUACCAUCUCUCUUAUUUUUAGAUUUUUGUUGCACGAACUGUGCAAAUGUGAGAGUUACAUACUUUGAAACGUUCCCUUUCGGACUUUUAAAUAUGUUCUAGUGUAAUUACUUCCAUGACGUACUUCACCUGACCCUAUGUUGAAUUUCGUAGACAUGUGGAUAGAGUUCGAGGGCGUCAAAGGUGACAUUGUUGCUGAUGAAGAUGAGAAAAUAAGCGAGGACGAAAACGAGACAAUUGAGCAUUGAGGAGAAAGUAGAGCAUGGGUCAGGGUCAUUGCGUGAUUGAUCGGCUGAACGAGACUUGACAAUUAACAACAGAAGGCACUACGAAGGAAUUGUAUGAAAUGUUGAAAAGGCGCAUUGCAAAUGGACAAACGCGGAAGAAAUGAUCAUCGCACUUAUUUAAACCUAAAACAUAAUUAUUUAAGAAAACAAGACUUAUUUUUAAAGUGGUAACUUGCAAGAGAGGGGGCCGUAGGUUUGUCAGUGAUGGUAUUUCUAUUACGCUUUCCUCUCCUAAAAUAAGGUCUCUAACUUAUUUAUUUCGAGGAGGUUUUUUUCUUGAUUUCCUUCUGGAGUUGUCUUCGGUGUUGAAGACAUGUUUAGUUAUUGGUAUUUAUUUUCUCCGUGGCCACCAAAGCUACGGUUGUUCUCACCGUUUGGUGAUUGAGAUUUCUCCAGUUCAUGUAAAUAAAAACUUUUAGGUAAACUUCCGCAGACGAAGGUAGAGGAAGAUAUUAGGGUUAGGGCUCAGAAAGGAUCUCCUAUCUUGUGAGGGCCUAGUAAAACUAAUGCAAAGAAAUAAUUUAAAAUAGUUUAAAACAUUUUAGAAAUUUUAGUGUGAAUUUAUUCAACUUAAUUUAUUUUUGAUAAGAUCGUCGCCCGAAGGAAUUCUAACUUAGUGAGUAUCUAGAACAAGUUUCAUAUUGUAAAAUAAAUGAAUGGUUUUCUUCCAAACGAAAGUGACCAACAUCAUCACGAUAUAUUACAUUUCCUUACAGAAGAUAUUUUUACUAAGUCUGGAAAAAUCUCCGCCUGCUCUAUAUUGAUCUAAUUUCAAUAUUUCUGCACGUCGACAAACACCGAAAGUCGCAGUCUGUGUAUGUCUAGAUAGUUUAAGCUUCAUCUCCGUUUUUUUUCUUGUGAAUCUUAUUCACCUUGAAAUAAGCUAAAUCUCCUCAUUCCUUUCAUGUCUUCCUGUCUCUUUUUAGUUUGUCCAUUUUGAA
Molecule: messenger RNA, 16877 nt
Organism: Pocillopora meandrina
Lineage: Eukaryota; Metazoa; Cnidaria; Anthozoa; Scleractinia; Pocilloporidae
Source: the annotation of a GenBank genome assembly